Trematomus bernacchii (emerald rockcod) is the source of this 2552-nucleotide messenger RNA. It is a transcript of the gene dennd10, whose product is annotated as DENN domain containing 10. The transcript has 10 exons. Gene Ontology annotation, molecular function: small GTPase binding; guanyl-nucleotide exchange factor activity. NCBI's taxonomy places the organism in Eukaryota, Metazoa, Chordata, Actinopteri, Perciformes, Nototheniidae. The record is from RefSeq and is a predicted model, not a curated record. Gene Ontology annotation, cellular component: late endosome. Gene Ontology annotation, biological process: protein transport; regulation of early endosome to late endosome transport. The coding region runs from base 251 to 1306 and encodes 351 amino acids.
UUGAACACACCAGUACAGCGAAAGUCUCGGCAGCUGUGAUUGGCUGUCAGCACCGUGUCUCCUCCUCCUGCACAAUCCUCCUUUCCCGGAAGUAGGAAGAGAAGUCGCACAGAGAGGAAAGUCUGUUGACGUGACGGUUAACAGCAGAAAUCACACCCAGGCCACUGACAACACUUUUACUGUCCUAAUACAUCUGUCCUGCAUAGCAUUGUGCUUUUCGGAAGUAGCAGGAGCUCUCAAGGUAUGGAAUAUGGCAGCAACUGAAACACAGCUUAUGUUAAGCGUUGGAUUAAUCGAGAAAGAUGUGAACGGAGACACUCUGUGGGUGUGGUGCUAUCCCUCUGUGAGCUCAGACCUGAGGCAAGUCCUGCUCAGCAAGUGCUGUCUGACUCAGGACAGCCGGGACUUCCACACCUUUGUGUUCGGGCAGUUCUGUCGCACCUGGUUCUACAUCAGCACUGUGGAGGUGCAGGAACCCACAGCGCUAAACAAGGUCACUCAUUUUUCAAUAGUUGUUACGGCAAAAGACUUCAACCCUGAGAAGUAUGCUGCUCUCAGUAGAAUCCUCUGCAGGAUGUACAUCAAACAUGGCAGCCCAGUGAAGAUGAUGGAGGCUUACGUCACCGUCCUCACCAAAGGAAUUUGCCAGAGUGAUGAAAACGGCUCGUUUCUAAUAAAGGACUACGAUAUUCGGAAAGCCUUCUUGGCUGGUUCAGUCAAAGACGUGGUGUCUCAGUUUGGCCUGGAGACGAUCAUCCUGUACACGGCUCUCAUGCUGAAGAAGAGGAUCGUUGUCCAUCACCCUCGGAUUGAAGCCUUGCUGGAGUUUACAAGAGUCCUGCCCACUCUGACCUGGCACAGGAAGGACUGGUCCAUCCUCCACCCGUACGUUCACCUGACUGAUACUGAACUAGAGGAUCUGAAGAAAUGCCCGGGAUAUGUAGCGGGGUUUGUAGAUCCAGAAGUGAGCAACAGAUCGGACUUGUUUGAUGUUUAUGUGAACCUCCCGGACAGCGUCAUCACAGUAUCCCAGAGUGCCAAAGAGGCCAUGGCUAUGGGGAAGUUGCACAAAGACGUGGGACUUCUCAUCGUGCAGUCUGCGGAGGAUACUGAGAGGUCAGACAGUCAGGUCAUCAAGGAUAUUUCUGUCAAGACUAAAGAGAUCCUGGCUAACUUGGCGGCCCUGGCUGAUCAGUGUGAAGACUCUAAAAUCACGUUGGAAAGUUUAAAGCUGCAUCAUUUCCCCCCGGCCACAGAGAACUUCCUCUUUCAUUUGGCAGCUGCCGAGCAGCUCUUACGGAUAUAGUUUUUUAUUUUUCAGACUCCUUGCUGCAGGAUGAUGUUACCGUCUACAGCAUGGACUCUGGCUCUGCUGUUCUCAAUAUGUCGGGACAUCUCCUGUGGUCUUAAAGGCUUGUGCGCACUCUCUUCUUAUGAGAGUGAACAGAAGACACUUUCUCACAGUUAUCUUCAUGUGAGGUAGGAAAGUGUCACAUGACUCAGAUCUUUACUUGUACCAAUAAAUAAAUGUUUAUAUAUUUUUGAUUGCCAACAAAUCCCUUGAAAAGACCAAAAACAACCAUGACUUGAAUCCUAAACUGCUGACUAUAAUACUCACUACUGCACCAAAUGUGUAUUCAUCCACAGCAAAAAAAUAGUCCCAAAAAGUGCACAAUCUAAUCCUAUUUGAGGUAUCUGUUGUUAACAUUUACACUGCCCAGCUGUUUAAGGAAAUAGCCUUUUAUUUUAUAAAUUCAAGAAUACAUUAGUUUUGCUGCAUGUAUCAGUGGGCUUGGAACUAAGUGCCAAAAAAAGUAAGUUGGACACCGACUGUUGAUUUAGGUGUUUUCAUGGGAUUUGAUGACAUACAAAUAUGAAAUAACUUUAGCCUUGUUUUUGAAAUCAGUAGUUAAGGACAAUAAGGAUCUACAGUGUUUUUCUCUAACUGUGUGAAACGGAGGAAAAUAAACUGGUACUUUUCAGCUGGUACAUCUAAUAAUCUGAGCUCCCACAGUGCAAAGCGGCACGUACAUACAUCACCUUUUUGUUUCCUUUAUGGGAAUAUUGUGCAAACGUUGUAAAGAGAUAUAGAUAUAAAUACGCAGGAGCUGAAAUGCAGUUAUUAUUAAUAUUAAAGAGCUUAUUGAUAGAAACUACAUUUGUGGUUAUCGGAUCAUAAUGUGUGUUUAUAUCAUUUUUUUAACUCACAUUUUGUAUUUUACUAAUGACAAGCAUAUCGUGAUGUACAAGGCUUUUUUUAAAACUUUUAAUCAAAAGGUGUUCCUCAUCAAUAUGCAGCUGAUCACAUAUUAGUGUUUCCAUGUCCAUAUUGAUUUAUACUGAAUCAUGUGUCUUAAGGUCCAGGUUUUCUUUUUUUUUUGUUUUACAGGCGAAUGUUUUUUUAAGCACAGUGCCAAAAAGAUGGUUUUGUGCCUCAGACACAGUGCAAUAAAUGCUAAUUUAACUUUGGAAAAUAAAUGUAUUUUAAUGAAUUCAUGUAAUAUUUUCUAUGUAUAAUACAAUUAAUAUUCCAGAUAAAUACAUUUAAUAUA